Molecule: messenger RNA, 246 nt
Organism: Geodia barretti
Lineage: Eukaryota; Metazoa; Porifera; Demospongiae; Tetractinellida; Geodiidae
Source: the annotation of a GenBank genome assembly
AGAAUUGUUAUUCUGAAUCAACAAUGGAGGCACACAGAAACGGAGGCACCAUUCUGGUUACAAUAUAAUAUACAAAAUGUGAAUUACGGUACAUGGAUUGCUGGUUCCUCCAUAAUGUUGCCACCCACAAUGUUUCACGGAGAAAACCUUCUGCGGGCGUCUCAUAAACCGCUUGUGAAACACUUCUCCUUCGAAAGUUUUACACUGGCUAUAAAUGUUAAACAGAAGUCAGGAGCGUAUAGGCAU